AUGCGCUCACUGAUCUUGCAGCUGCUGGCGCCUCCGCAGCUGCUAUACGCCUCCGUGUCCAUGUUGAUUCUCGUGGCCGUGGCCGCACAAGCGGCCGGCGACGGGGCCGCACUGCUGGCGUUCAAGGCCGCGGCGAUCGGCGGCGGCCACCACAACCACAACCCGCUGCUUCCUUCGUGGAAGUGGAACAGCACCAGCGCUGGCGGCUUCUGCAGCUGGUAG
Miscanthus lutarioriparius is the source of this 222-nucleotide messenger RNA. Lineage: Eukaryota; Viridiplantae; Streptophyta; Magnoliopsida; Poales; Poaceae. The record is from the annotation of a GenBank genome assembly.